UCCCCGUCCCUCUUUCCCCGGGUGGCACCAUGGAGGCCGAGCCCACGGGCCUGAAACCCCCUCGGCGGAGACGGGGCAGGGCAAGUGCAGGGCCCCGCGCCAGCCGCUCGCCCCCGGCGGCCAGCACCCCCGGUGGGGCCGCGUCGUGCAGCCGGUAUCCUCUGAGACGAGGCAGCUCUUUCACGUUUCUGACUCCAGGACCACACUGGGACUUUACCCUGAAAAGGAAGCGCCGAGAGAAGGACGAUGAUGUGGUCAGUCUCUGCAGCCUUGACUUUAAGGAGCCAAGCAAUAAACGGGUUCGGCCUUUAGCACGGGUCACAUCCUUGGCGAACUUGAUCUCUCCUGUAAGAAAUGGUGCAGUUCGGCGCUUUGGGCAGACAAUACAGUCAUUCGCCCUUCGCAGCGACAGCAAAUCCCCUGGCUGUGCCCAGAAGUCAUGUAGCAGAUCCGCUGCUCCCACCCCUCCUAAAAGAAGAAACAGUGUCCUCUGGUCUGAGAUGCUAGAUGUCAACAUGAAAGAAUCCCUGAGCACCAAAGAAAUCAAGCGCCAGGAGGCAAUAUAUGAAAUGUCCAGAGGAGAGCAGGACCUAAUUGAAGACCUGAAGCUUGCCAGAAAG
This is a messenger RNA of Cygnus atratus (black swan), 620 nucleotides long. Its product is annotated as neuroepithelial cell-transforming gene 1 protein-like. Gene Ontology annotation, biological process: positive regulation of Rho protein signal transduction. The record is from RefSeq and is a predicted model, not a curated record. The annotation marks the transcript as partial. Lineage: Eukaryota; Metazoa; Chordata; Aves; Anseriformes; Anatidae. The transcript has 6 exons.